CUGUUGUACUCGGGUCUGGCUCGCGCCGCUCGCUCGCCCGGCUAGAAGCGCCACGAAUGACGUCUGCGGCGGCGAGGAGCACCGUGGCGGCCGUCCUGGCUGUCGCGGUAUUCGCGUGCGCUCUGUCAGCGCGACUAGGGGGGCACGUGGUCGCGGAGGAGCGGUGGCCAACGACGCGUGCCACCGAUUGGGACCUGGUGGACGAUGCUCUGUCCGUGGCCGAAGGAAGCGUGACCGCGCUCGGGAACAGGAUCGAGCACCUCUACGAGGACAUAUACAUCGGCUUCGCCAUGAUCGUCGAUCAGCUUCGUCUUGAAGUACGCCGCUUCCAACCCGCACUGGAGUCUGCAUUAAAAGCGCGCCAGUCACGGGCGCACUCAAAGAACGAGCAGCCCAGCCUGGCGAAGGCCGCGGCCGCUCUCAAUCGCACUCGGGAGCUGUUCAAGCUGGCCCUGGACAUCUACCAGAGGGGCGCCCCUUUGUUCCUGGACACCCUCACCUUUGAAUCCGCCGAAGCUUUGCUCCCGAUCAUUCGGCUGGGAAACUGGGCUUUCGAUUUCCCGGCUUCACGAGUCAGCACCGACUUCAUGGAGAUGCCGCUCGCUUCCAACGGAUUUUUGGAGGACUUCUCGGAUUUUUGCAUCCUGGAGUUGUCAACACCACGAAAGCCAGAAGAAUGCAAAAUCAGUUCCAAUUGUAUCGACCUCAUGACUGACCCAUAUACUGACGGGUACUGGUUAACACACGAAGUAUUCUACACACUCAUCGCCUACGUCAGCCCUUGUAGACAGCAACUGCAACAGCUUCUGAGUGAACACAGACAAAUGAGCAUCAAAACAUUCCUCCACCAGACGUGCAGCAAUAUUUACAGGGACGCCAUGUUCGAAAGCAAGCAGGGCCUCACGGAAUGGUUUCAAGACCUUUUUAUGGAACAAGUCGGCUUCUGUGGGCUGGCCGGCUUUCCGGAGUUUUAUAAGCCGGAGUGGAUUCGAGCCAUUCGCAGCUGGCAGAGAGCGGAUGGUUGCUUUACGGACGGCAUGGAAAUUCUCGACGACCCACUCACAACUUUCAAGAGGAAACCGGGUAGGACUAAGCGAGCAGAGUUACGACUGGAAGACCGUUGCCGACCUCACAAGACAGUUUUGGGGGCAAUAGCAAUGUCAGCUGGACUGAAGUAUCUGAUAAAUUCUAAUAACCUUACAUUAAGUGCUUAAAUAAUAUGCUAUGACAGGUUUAGGUAAGUCUAACAAGAAAAGAAACGAAAUGUGUCAAACGUUGGUAACCUUAAAAAACAGCUGCUCAAUGAAGAUUCUUAAACGUGUAAAGGCGUUGCAACACAUGUUAAAAAAGGAAGUCGCAUAUUUAAGAUAAAGAAAGGAAAUUUGGUCCAAACAUCUUAUAAAUUCCGUCAGUUCAGAAAGAAAGCACGGGUGAUGGCAAGACAAACCUGCCACAAGAACCGCCCACGUUACGAAUGUGCGGCACUUGUUAAACUGAAUAAACUACUUAUU
Messenger RNA from Dermacentor albipictus, 1511 nucleotides. Lineage: Eukaryota; Metazoa; Arthropoda; Arachnida; Ixodida; Ixodidae. The record is from RefSeq and is a predicted model, not a curated record.